AUGACGUCGUUGGUAUGGAUGGUUUUGAUUGGAAUGGCUUGGGCUGCGGAGCCAAAUUCCUUCAGGAGUAUUCUUAUAGAACGCGCCUGUGAAAAACGACCGGAUUUGGAUUUCUGUGGACCAUCAUCUCCUGCACAGCCACUCUCAAGUUCAGUUGUUCCUCUCGUGGUCCCUCCAAUGCCCACAACAACUGCAUCAACAACAACGACGACUACUGAAAAACCAUCAACAACAGCAUCAUCCACUACCACUGAUUCUCUGAACUUCGACGAUGAUUCUGACAGCAAUUCCACGUCUUCCACUGAGCACGAAAAGUUGGGAAGUUUGGUGAAACUUCCGAAGCCAGAAAAGUCAAGUACCGAGAAAGUGGUUGACCAAGUAAUCGAACACAGUGGAAUCGCCACUUCUGAUGAGCCUCCGAAGAACUCUUCAUCCGUUUCAGAAGUGAAAAUUGAAGACGAAAAAGGAGUUCUCGUGUUUGUGAGCGAAUACUGUGUUGUCGAAAGAGAACGAUUUGUCCGAGGAUGUCAUGGGGAUAUUGACAAGAAGGAGGAAACCUUCUGUAAAACUUAUGUGGCUGCAUGUGCAUCUACUACAGGAGUGCUACCUGUCAUGACUUACUGUGCUCGGUACUACACAUACUAUCCAACUCAUUGUAAGACACAACUAGUGGAGAGGAAUGCUCUACAGUUCUGUUUUGCAUUUGAACAGUUCUGUCUGCCAGAGAAAACUGCCGCACAAGCACAGUCCCAAAAACCAAAAUCUUCUCUCCGGAAGUGCGAAGAUGUGCUGCCUGAAGCGAGAAAGGUCUGCAAUCCGUUCCCCAACCCGAAGGACACUUUCAAUCUACUCCGAUGCACACAUUUCUUGACGAAUUGUAAAAAGUUUGUGGAUUGGUUGUAA
This is a messenger RNA of Caenorhabditis remanei, 903 nucleotides long. RefSeq lists its product as uncharacterized. Bases 1 to 903 code for a protein of 300 amino acids. The record is from RefSeq and is a predicted model, not a curated record. Lineage: Eukaryota; Metazoa; Nematoda; Chromadorea; Rhabditida; Rhabditidae. The transcript has 5 exons.